This is a messenger RNA of Neltuma alba, 1106 nucleotides long. Its product is annotated as metacaspase-9-like. The coding region runs from base 1 to 969 and encodes 322 amino acids. Gene Ontology annotation, cellular component: cytoplasm. Gene Ontology annotation, molecular function: cysteine-type endopeptidase activity. Gene Ontology annotation, biological process: proteolysis. The transcript has 2 exons. NCBI's taxonomy places the organism in Eukaryota, Viridiplantae, Streptophyta, Magnoliopsida, Fabales, Fabaceae. The record is from RefSeq and is a predicted model, not a curated record.
AUGGAAGGAAUUAGAAGGAAGAGGUUGGCUGUAUUGGUCGGGUGCAACUACCCCAACACUACAAAUGAACUGCGUGGCUGCAUAAACGAUGUGUUAGCCAUGCGAGACACUCUGAUCAAGAGAUUUGGGUUCGAUCCCUCCAAUAUUGAGUUACUCACUGAUGACGUUGAUGCUCCUUCAGGUUCAACCAUGCCCACUGGAGCUAACAUCAAGCAGGCUCUUUCUCGCAUGGUUGAUCAAGCUCAACCAGGGGAUGUCCUCUACUUUCACUAUAGUGGACACGGAACCAGAAUCCCCUCCAUGAAACCUGCCUUCCCCUUUCGCCACGAAGAAGCCAUCAUCCCCUGUGAUUUCAAUCUCAUCACUGAUUUGGACUUGAGGCAAUUCGUGAACCGGGUGCCCAAAGGAGCGAGUCUGACGAUUCUGUCGGACUCGUGCCAUAGUGGAGGGCUGAUUGACAAAGAGAAGGAACAAAUAGGGCCAUCUUCAGCUGUCCAAAACGAGACCACAAUGAACCUUAACUCCAAACCUAAGACCAUCCCCUUCUCCGACGUAUUACAACAACUCGCGUCCUUAACAAACAUAAGCAGCUCCGACGUGGGAACCCACUUGUUGGAGUUCUUCGGAUCCGAAGCCAGUUUGAGGUUCAGGGCGCCAUUUCUGGAGCGUGAUUUGUUCCCGCCUUUGAAGCCCGACGAGGGGAUUCUGCUCAGUGGGUGCCAGGCAGACGAAACCUCUGCCGACAUGGACCCCGCCGUCACCGGCGGAAAGGCCUACGGAGCAUUCAGCAACGCCGUUCAGAUGGUGCUCAAGGAUGAUCCAGCUCCGUUGAGUAAUAGGGAGGUUGUUGUAAGGGCGAGGAAGAUCCUUCGGUCCAGAGGCUUCGUGCAACAUCCUUGUCUCUAUUGCAGCGACGAGAAUGCUGAUGCUAGUUUCCUGAGCCAACAGCCUCAGGCUUCUGCGUUGUGACUUUAUGACGCAUGAAACACGUCCACGUUGUUCUCGAUGCAAAAGUUAACCAUGGCUGUGUAUUAUAUUCUGUGCAAUGGGUUGGAUGUUAUGAAAUAAACGUAAAAAUGACAUUCGUUGAUUCUAAUGUUAUUCCA